Messenger RNA from Colletotrichum aenigma, 522 nucleotides. RefSeq names its product Tropinone reductase-like 2 (gene TPRL2-0). Bases 1 to 522 code for a protein of 173 amino acids. NCBI's taxonomy places the organism in Eukaryota, Fungi, Ascomycota, Sordariomycetes, Glomerellales, Glomerellaceae. The record is from RefSeq and is a predicted model, not a curated record. The transcript is spliced from 5 exons.
AUGACCACUUAUGUCAUCAACGACGGGGAGUUUGAAAAACUUCAGAACAAGGUGAUUCUCGUCACUGGUGGUGCUGCCGGCAUUGGCCAAGCCAUUGUGACUCUCGCUCAUCAGAAUGGCGCUAAAGUAGCGUUCUGCGACGUCGAUGAGGCUCGAGGCAAACAAGUGGAGCAGGAACUUGACGCUAACGUGUUCUUCAAGCGAUGCGAUGUAUUUGACUGGGAUGAACUCCUCCACUUCUUCCAAGAAACCGUUUCGAAGUUCGGCCGGAUCGACACAGUCAUUGCGAACGCCGCAAUUAAUAAGUUAGAGACGCUUGAUGAGCCCAUUGAUGACGACUUGUUGCAUUUGAAGAAGCCGGACCUCUCCGUUCUGAACGUCAACAUUGCUGCAACCUGUAAAGGGGCUGUUCUGGGUCUCAUGCGUUCCCUGCGGACCCAGCUUCCAAAGAUGAACAUCAGCGUGAACAUGAUAGCUCCUUGGAUGACAGUCAUGCCCAUUGGGAUCAUUGCCGACCGCUGA